AAUAUUUAGAUAAUAAAUACCAUUACAAGGAGGACUUCCAGGCAAUUUAUGUGUACAUCUGCCAAGAUGAUAGUCAUGUUCAUUUUCGCGGCAUUUAUGCCUUUUGCUUUAGCUUUCCCCUCUCGGCAAAAUAGAUCGAAACCAGCAGAGCCUUCUACUAGAAUUUCAGGAGGGUACUCUACAACAAUUUACGAUAUUCCUUAUAUUGUACAAGUAAACGAGGGUUAUCCAAUGUGCGGUGGGUCAAUCAUUUCAAGAUUUUGGGUGAUUACUGCAGGCCACUGCUUAGAUGGAUCGCUUGCAGAAAGAGUAACUAUCCGAGCGGGAACAGACCAACUUGGAGUAGGUGGUGUGGAGAUACAGGCCUCAUCUUUAUAUAUUCAUCCCAAGUUUGAUCUCGAUGCCGUUGAUUAUGACAUAGGUUUAAUCAGACUUGCGUCACCACUUUUUUUUGGUCCGACAAUAUCUGCAAUUUCUCUUGCGGAAGAGAAAGUUCCUGUCGGAACACCGGCUGUCGUUUCCGGUUGGGGAUUUUUGGCAGGUGGUGGUAACAACACCAACCCAACACAAUUACACAGAGUUACGAUACCAGUUGUGAGCGACAACGAAUGUCCUGAUUAUACUGAAAGAAGGAUAUGUGCAGGAUACCCGGAUGGAAUUGAAAGUCCUUGUUUUGGCGAUUCUGGGGGUCCUUUGGCUGUAGGAAAUACCCUCAUUGGUAUUACAUCGACUGGCGAAGAUUGUAUUGGAUUAUCCAUUUUCUCCAACGUUGCCAAUCUUCAUAACUGGAUAUCAUCAGUGACGUCAAUUUAACACACCUACAAUGCUAAAAAUCUAAAUUUUCUAAAUAGAGAAUAUAUUUUAAACAAUAGCUUUUACUCAUCAUGUAAAUAUAUAUGAUUAUACAAAAAAUAAAAAAAGUAAUACGUUUUAAU
Messenger RNA from Agrilus planipennis (emerald ash borer), 935 nucleotides. RefSeq names its product trypsin-7-like. Gene Ontology annotation, molecular function: serine-type endopeptidase activity. Gene Ontology annotation, biological process: proteolysis. The record is from RefSeq and is a predicted model, not a curated record. Lineage: Eukaryota; Metazoa; Arthropoda; Insecta; Coleoptera; Buprestidae. The transcript has 4 exons. The coding region runs from base 49 to 813 and encodes 254 amino acids.